Molecule: messenger RNA, 1812 nt
Organism: Hirsutella rhossiliensis
Lineage: Eukaryota; Fungi; Ascomycota; Sordariomycetes; Hypocreales; Ophiocordycipitaceae
Product: major facilitator superfamily domain-containing protein
Exons: 3
Coding region: 1-1812 (603 amino acids)
Biological process (GO): transmembrane transport
Molecular function (GO): transmembrane transporter activity
Source: RefSeq, a predicted model, not a curated record
AUGCUCGGCCCCGCGGAAAAGGAGGUGGCCCACGACGGGCACCGGCCGACGCUGCGCGAAAUGACCUCCCCGUCCCUGGCCCGCGGCAACUCGGCCGUGUCGGCGUCCGGCAGCGGCGGGGUCGCGCGGUCCGUGUCGCGGAUCCGGUCCCGGCCGGUGCCCCGGUUCACGCACCCGCUGGCCCACGUGCCGACGACGGCGGGCGAGCUCGUCGACUUUGACGGGCGCGACGACCCCUACCACCCGCUCAACUGGGCGCGCCGCAAAAAGGUGGCCACGACGCUGCUCUACGGCCUCGUCACCAUGACGGCCACCUGGGCCUCGUCGGCCUACUCGGCCGGCACCGCGCAGAUUGCCCGCGAGUUUGACGUCGGCCCCCAGGUCGUCACGCUCGGCACCACGCUCUUCCUGCUCGGCUUCGGGCUCGGGCCCUUGCUGUGGGCGCCCCUGAGCGAGGUCUACGGCCGCCGCCUGGCCGUCAUGUUGCCCAUGGCUGUCGCCGUCUGCUUCAGCUUCGGCAGCGCCGCCGCCAAGGACCUGCAGACGCUCAUGGUCACCCGCUUCUUUGGCGCCUUCUUCGCCUCGGCCCCCGUCACCAACACAGGCGGGGUGCUCGGCGACUUGUUCUCGCCCGCCUGGCGCGGCGUCGCCAUGGCCGGCUAUGCCAUGGCCGUCGUGGGGGGGCCUGUCUUGGGCCCGAUUGUAUCGGCGGCCCUGGUCCAGGCCCCCUCGCUGGGCUGGCGCUGGACCGAGUACGUGACGGGCAUGCUGCAGGCCGCCGUGCUCGUCGUCGCCGUCGUCUUCAUCGACGAGAGCUACCCGCCCAAGCUGCUCGUCUACAAGGCCCGCCGCCUGCGCCACGAAUCGGGCAACUGGGCGCUGCACGCAAAGUUCGAGGAGUGGGACGUCAGCGUCGCCCAGCUGGCCCGCAAGUUCCUGCUGCGGCCCGUCGAGCUGCUGUGCACCCCCAUCUGCUUCCUCGUCGCCCUCUACGCCAGCUUCUGCUACGGCAUCCUGUACAUGCAGCUCGGCGCCAUCCCCAUCGUCUUUGGCGAGCUACGCGGCUGGGCCCCCUUGGUCGCCGUGCUGCCCUUUCUGUGCAUCCUCGUCGGCGCCGUCCUCGGCUGCGCCCUCAACGUCUACAACCAGCUGCUCUACAACAAGGCCUACCACGCCGCCGGCGACCGCGCCGUCCCCGAGAAGCGCCUGCCGCCCAUGAUGCUCGGCUCCGUCCUCUUCAGCGCCGGCCAGUUCCUGACGGGCUGGACCGCCGGCCCGGGCGUCCACUGGAUGGCCCCCUGCAUCGGGCUCGUCAUGCUGGGCACGGGCUUCUUCACCAUUUUCCAGGCCGCCCUCAACUAUCUCGUCGACACCUUCCAGACCUACGCCGCCUCGGCCGUCGCCGCCAACACGUUUCUGCGCUCGUGCUUCGCCGGCGCCUUUCCGCUCGUCGUGGGCCCUCUGUACCACAACGUCGGCGUCGGGCACGGCUCGAGCAUCACGGGGGGGCUCGCGGCCCUGCUGAUACCUGUUCCCUUUGUCUUCUAUGUCUUUGGGAGGAGGAUACGGAUGAGGCAUCAUGCGCCGCUCGACAGCCACGAGCCCAAGGCACGCCCCGUCACGAGCUCGCCGCACAAGGGCCACAAGAACAAGGCCUACCGCUACGGCAGCCGACGCCACGGCGGCGGCGGCGCCAGCAGCUGGAUCGGAGGAGGCGCCAUGUUUGGCGGCGGCAUGGCGGGCACGGACGGAGGAGGCGCGUCGGGAUGUGCAGGAGACGGCGGCGGCGGGGGUGGAUGCGGCGGAGGCUGA